UGCGCAGAACGCUGCCUGGAGGCUGAGGAAAGAUGGCGGCGUCCUGAGUGCUCUGACAGAGGGAAGAGAUUUUGGCCCGGUUUGGUUCGUUUCUGGAUCACUGAGCUGCGGCUCCGCGCGUAACGGAGGCCUGCGGGCCGAGGGACGAGACCGAGCCGCUUCUCACAGCACAGAUCCCGGUCAAACACAGCGCCGAGCUCCGUCUGUGAGGCCCUGCCUGAAGAUGAACGUCCUCAGAGACAACAAAGACCUGGCCUGUUUCUACACAACCAAACACUCCUGGAGGGGAAAGUACAAGCGUGUGUUCUCCGUGGGGACUCAUGGCAUCACCACAUACAACCCCACCACUCUGGAAGUGACCAAUCAGUGGCCUUAUGGAGAUAUCUGUGGCAUCGCUCCGGUCGGGAAAGGCCAGGGAACAGAGUUCAGCCUCACCUUCCGCAAGGGAAGCGGGAAGAAGUCCGAAACACUCAAGUUCUCCACUGAGCAUCGCACAGAGCUGCUGACAGAAGCCCUGAGAUUCAGAACGGACUUCUCGGAGGGAAAAAUCACCGGAAGACGCUAUAACUGCUUCAAGCACCACUGGAGCGACGCUCGGAGGAGUGUGUGUCUGGAGGUGACUCCGGGAGGCAUCGAUCAGAUCGACGCUCAGACCAACCGUGUGAUCUGCUCGUACGACUACCGCUGCGUGGAGGGCUUCGCCGAGCUCUCUGACUAUCAGGGAGGCUUCUGUGUGCUGUAUGGAGGCUUCGGCAGACUGCAUCUGUUUGCGUCCGAGCACCGUGAUGAGAUCAUUCGCAGUGCGAUCGAACACGCUGGGAACUUCAUCGGCAUCACGCUGCGUCUGCGUAAGGAUCCUCUGAGCUUCGAGGGCUUCCUCGGAGAGCGUCUGGGGAAGUACAGUUCGGACGAGUGCAUCACCUCACUGACCGAGUUCAUCGUGCAGAAGAUCACUCCACGGCACACGGAGCCUGUGAAGAGGAUACUAGCGCUCACAGAGACGUGUCUGGUGGAGCGAGACCCUGCCUCUUACAACAUCGUCACCAUCAAGCCCUUCGGAGAGGUGUUCGCUCUGAUCUGUGAUGCAGACAAUCCUCAGGUGUUCACUGUCGAGUUCAUCCGUGGUCAGAUACACAAGUACUGCUCCACAGAAAGGGACUCUCUGCUGGCGAGUCUGCUGGACAGCGUGCGUGCAUCGGGGAACAGGGACGUGUGUGUGAAGAUGGCCCCCACACACAGGGGUCAGCGCUGGGGUCUGCUCAGCAUGCCUGUGGAUGAGGAGGUGGAGAGCCUGCACCUGCGCUUCCUCGCUGCUCCUCCCAUUUGUAAUUUUGCAGAUGCAGUGUUCAGAUUUAACGCCAACAUCUCUUACAGUGGAGUAUUACACGCCGUCACUCAGGACGGUCUUUUCUCAGAGAACAAGGAGAAACUGAUCAGCAAUGCGGUCCUGGCGCUCUUAUCUCAGGAUGUGGAGCUGCCGGGGUCCAACUCUGAGCUGGAAGCCCAGUUCCAGGCCCUCAGGCGUCUGGUGGCAUCUAAAGCGGGGUUCCAGGCCUUCACACAGCUGCCCAAGUUUAGAGAGAAGCUGGGAGUGAAAACUGUUAAAGCACUGAAGAGAAACCACAACGGUGUGACGCAUGCAGCCAUAGACAUGCUCUGUGCUCUCAUGUGUCCCAUGCACGAUGAUUACGACCUGCGGCAGGAGCAGCUGAACAAAGCCUCUCUGCUCUCCUCCAAGAAGUUCCUGGAGAAUCUGCUGGAGAAGCUGAUCAGUAACGUGGAGCACGGCUCAGGAGCACUAGUGAUCAGCUCUCUGCUGGACUUCCUGACCUUUGCCCUCUGCGCUCCUUACAGCGAGACCACCGAGGGCCAGCAGUUCGACAUGCUGCUAGAGAUGGUGGCCUCCGACGGACGCACGCUCUUCAAACUCUUCCAGCAUCCCUCGAUGGCCAUCGUCAAAGGUGCAGGUCUGAUCAUGAAGGCCAUCAUCGAGGAGGGAGAGAAGGAGAUCUCCAGUAAGAUGCAGGAGCUGGCUCUGAGUGAAGGAGCUCUGCCCAGACACCUGCACACCUCCAUGUUCACCAUCAGCUCUGACCAGCGGAUGCUCACCAACAGGCAGCUGAGUCGUCACCUGGUGGGUCUGUGGACGGCAGAAAACCCCACGGCCCUGAACCUGCUGAAGAGGAUCCUGCCCACCGGUCUGCUGGCGUAUCUGGACAGCUCUGACCCCGUGCCUGAGAAGGACGUGGACCGCAUGCACAUACGUGACAAUGUGAAGAUCGCCACGGACCAGUUUGGCAAGAAUAAAGUCCCGGAGUGGCAGCGUGUGGCGGGUAAAGCUGCUAAAGAGGUGGAGAAGUUCGCCAAAGAGAAGGCUGACAUUGUGCUGAUGCACUGGAGAGAUAAGAUGGGCAUCGCUCAGAAGGAGAGUGUAAACCAGAAGCCGGUCAUCCUGAGGAAGAGACGGCAGCGGAUCAAGAUCGAGUCCAACUGGGAGCUGUUCUACUACAAGUUCCAGCUGGAUCACGCUCGCUCUAACCUGAUCUGGAACCUGAAGACACGUGAGGAGCUGCGGGACGCUCUGGAGGCCGAGAUGCGCUCCUUCGGUGUGGACCGAGAGCUGGGCAGCGCUAGCAUCAUCUCCUGGAACCACCAAGAGUUCGAGGUGAAGUACGAGUGCCUCUCUGACGAGAUUAAGAUCGGAGAUUAUUACCUGCGUCUGCUGCUGGAGGAGGAUGAGAACGAGGAGUCUGGAGCCAUCAAGAGAUCCUACGAGUUCUUUAACGAGCUCUACCAUCGCUUCCUGCUGACUCCUAAAGUGGCCAUGAAGUGUCUGUGUCUGCAGGCGCUCUCCAUCGUCUACGGGAAGUGCUGCGAGGAGAUCGGACCGUUCGCUGACACCAAGUACAUCGUGGGCAUGCUGGACCGGUGUACAGACAAGCUGGAGAGAGACCGACUCAUCCUUUUCCUCAACAAACUCAUCCUCAACAAGAAAAAUGUGAAGGAUGUGAUGGACUCUAACGGAGUGCGUAUACUAGUGGAUCUGCUGACCCUCGCUCACCUUCACACCAACAGAGCCACUGUCCCACUGCAGAGUAAUGUGUUGGAGGCUUCUCCAGACAUGAAGCGCGAGAGCGAGAAGGAGUGGUACUUCGGGAACGCAGAUAAAGAGAGGAGAGGGCCUUUUGGCUUUGAGGAGAUGCAGGAGUUCUGGAGCGCUGGGACGCUGACGGCUAAGACCCGCUGCUGGGCUCAGGGCAUGGACGGCUGGAGGCCGCUGCAGUCCAUCCCUCAGCUGAAGUGGUGUCUGCUGGCCGGAGGACAGGCCGUGAUGAACGAGACCGAUCUGGCCACGCUCAUCCUCAACAUGCUCAUCACCAUGUGCUCCUACUUCCCCAGCCGGGAUCAGGAUAAUGCCAUUAUCAGACCUCUACCGAAGGUGAAGAGACUCGUCAGUGAUAACACCUGUCUGCCACACAUCGUCCAGCUGCUCCUGACCUUUGACCCCAUCCUGGUGGAGAAGGUGGCUAACCUGCUGUACCUGGUGAUGCAGGACAACCCUAACCUGCAGCGUCUCUACCUCAGCGGAGUCUUCUUCUUCAUCAUGAUGUACACCGGCUCAAACGUGCUGCCCGUGGCCCGGUUCCUGAAGUACACUCACCUGAAGCAGGCCUUUAAAUCAGAGGAGGCUAAAGGUCUGGACAUCGUUCAGAGGAGUGUGUUGGGCUCCAUGCUGCCGGAGGCCAUGGUGUGUUACCUGGAGAACUACGAGGCCGAGCGCUUCUCCGAGAUCUUCCUGGGAGAGUUUGACACGCCUGAAGCCAUCUGGAGCAGUGAGAUGAGGCGUCUGAUGAUCGAGAAGAUCGCCGCUCAUCUGGCAGACUUCAGUCCUCGUCUGCAGAGUAACACUCGUGCUCUCUAUCAGUACUGUCCCAUUCCUGUGGUCAGCUUCCCUCAGCUGGACAACGAGCUCUUCUGCAACAUCUAUUACCUGCGGCACCUGUGUGACUCCACACGCUUCCCCGACUGGCCCAUACGAGACCCGGUGAAGCUGCUGAAGGACACUCUGGACGCCUGGAAGAGAGAGGUGGAGAAGAAGCCGCCCUCCAUGUCUGUGGAUGACGCCUAUGAAGUGCUGAACCUCCCUAAAGGACAAGGACAGCAUGAAGAGAGUACGAUAAGGAAAGCAUAUUUCAGAUUGGCCCAGAAAUACCAUCCAGACAAGAAUCCGGAGGGCAGGGACAUGUUUGAGAAGGUCAACAAGGCCUACGAGUUCCUCUGCACCAAAUCGGCUCGUAUCGUGGACGGUCCUGACCCAGAGAACAUCAUCCUGAUCCUCAAAGCCCAGAGCAUCCUGUUCAACAGACACAAGCAGGAUCUGGAGCCGUAUAAAUACGCCGGCUACCCCAUGCUAAUUAAGACCAUCACCCUGGAGACGGGUGACGAGCAGCUGUUCUCCAAGACCUCGGCUCUGUUACCGGCCGCCGCGGAGCUGGCCUUCCACACCGUCAACUGUUCGGCGCUGAACGCAGAGGAGCUGCGGCGGGAGAGCGGCAUCGAGGUGCUGAUGGAGGCUCUGUCCCGCUGUGUGUCUGUGCUCACCGCCUCCAGCAGACCGGAGGACAUGGCAGUGCAGGUGUGUGGACACGUCUGUAGGUGCUACAGCGUCGCUGCUCAGUUCGAGGAGUGCAGAGAGAAGAUAGUCGAGCUUCCCAACAUUAUUAGAGAUGUUUGUCACAUUCUCUACUACAGCAAGGGUCUGCCGCGCUUGGCGUCUCUGGUGGUGGAGUGCGUCAGCUCCUUGGCGGUGGACUUCUUCCUGCAGACGCACCUGUAUCAGGCCGGGGUCCUGUGGCACCUGCUGGCGAGCCUCUUCAGCUACGACUACACCCUGGAGGAGAGCGGCGUGCAGGCCAGCCACGACACCAACCAGCAGCAGGUGUGCAACAGUCUGGCCAAACUGAGCGUGGUGGCCCUCGGCCGGCUGGCGGGGUACAGCGGGGCCCGGGGCCCGGAGGACGAGCCCAGCGCAGGAGAGCUUCCUCCGGAGAACCCUGCCAUCAGGAAGAGUCUGGGGGCCAUGCUGACGCCCUACAUCUCCCGCAGACUGGGCCGCAGCUCGCCCACAGAGGUGCUGAAGCUGCUGAACAGUAACUCGGAAAACCCAUACUUGAUCUGGAACAAUGGGACGCGAGCGGAGCUGAUGGAGUUCCUGGAGGAGCAGCAGGAGAGCAGCAUCAAGAGAGGAGAGUGCGACAAGAGCUUCGGCUCAGAGUUCCUGUUCAGUGAACACAGGAAAGAGCUGAUCGUGGGAGAGAUCUUCGUUAGGGUUUAUAACGAGCAGCCCGUGUUUCCUCUGGAGUAUCCGAAGGCGUUCGCGUCGAGUCUCUUGGACUAUGUGGGUUCUCAGGCUCAGUAUCUGAUCACAUUGCUGGCCAUGACGCAGACUAAUAAGCUGGAGUCUCAGCAGCACGCUCAGAGACUGCGCUGGGCCGAGAUGGCGCUGGAAGCUCUCCGCAACGUCAUCAAGAACAACCCAGGCACUGAGACGGAGUGCAUCGGUCACUUCAAGCUGCUCUUCUCUCUGCUGAGGGUCCACGGCGCUGGAAGAGUCCAGCAGCUGGCUUUAGAGGUGGUCAACAGGGUCACAGUAAACCAGGACUGUGUGGUCAACAUCGCUGAGUCUCUGGUUCUGCCCAGUCUGCUGGUGCUGCUGCACUCCUUUCCCUCCAGCUGUUUGAUUGAGGGGAUGCGCAGCUCUCUGUAG
Molecule: messenger RNA, 5767 nt
Organism: Carassius carassius (crucian carp)
Lineage: Eukaryota; Metazoa; Chordata; Actinopteri; Cypriniformes; Cyprinidae
Product: dnaJ homolog subfamily C member 13-like
Exons: 46
Coding region: 224-5767 (1847 amino acids)
Biological process (GO): regulation of early endosome to late endosome transport; endosome organization; receptor-mediated endocytosis
Cellular component (GO): endosome membrane
Source: RefSeq, a predicted model, not a curated record